AUGUCACUAUACUACGAAGCAUCCGACAUUCUCGCCAAUGUCGAAGCAAAGGGUGGCUCAUUGAAGAACCGCAUUUUUGGCAAAAAAGACCUGAAAAGUUCUCCCGGCGCCAUCUUUGCUCUGGUUGCCGAAACCACAAAAUGGAGUUCGGUCUUGAAAGAAGUCGUCGAAAAAAGUGACAUCCUGAAACUCGAAAAAAAGCUGACCCCGACUCUCGCCCUGCUGUUAGCCCAUGACCUGAUUCUAGCCAAGAAGGGUGUUGCUGCUCCCAAAUCGCAUCCUCUCAAUCUCGCCAUCUCUCGUCACAAGGCGAGAUUGAAUGCUGAGUUUACCAAAUGUCGUAUCAAGGGCAGAUUCGCUACUUUGGAUGCCUUCCGCACUCACAUCAAUGCUGCUGCCGCAGAUGAGAGUGCAGAAGCGGCUGCAGAUGGUACCAAAGCUUUUCAUCCUCGAUGGGUGCGUGUGAACGCCGUGAGAACGUCCAUAGAAAAGGCACAGAGCACCUUCUUUGCCGAUUUUACCAAAGUCUCAUCGCUCAAAGAGCUCAGGACUACCCCAAGAGGUCUUUACCUGGACGAGCAUAUCCCAGGUCUUGUUGCGAUACAUCCCGGGAUAGAUCUCUCCAAGCAUGCUGCGUACCAUGCCGGUGAGAUCAUCUUCCAGGACAAAGCUUCGUGCUUCCCAGCCUACCUCCUGGAUCCUCAACCUAAGGAUGGUCAAGUGAUAGAUGCCUGUGCUGCACCAGGCAACAAGACUACCCAUCUCGCUGCGAUUCUGUCGUCUCAGAAGUCAUAUGGCCUCAAGGCUUCUGUCACGGCCUGUGAGCGCAACCCUAUCAGGGCACAAACGUUGGAGAAAAUGGUCAAACUAGCUGGUGCCGGCAAGAUCAUCACCGUCAAGGCUUCUCAAGAUUUCACCAAACUGGAUCCCCGUUCCCAAGAAUUCGCUGACGUGGGUGCUCUCCUGCUGGAUCCCAGUUGUUCGGGAAGCGGCAUCAUCGGCCGCGACGACACUGCAGUCUUACAUCUACCUUCUCUACCUUCCAGUGCCCCUGCACCUUCGAGCAAGAAGCGCAAGAGGAAGGCCAAUGCGGCUAUCGAGGUGCCAGCCCCGAUCGCAACCGAAACCAACGAUGAGCUCAGCGAAGAGACUCCACAAGCAGCCGAGCUCGAGAACGACGAAGAAAAGCUAAAGACAAGAUUGAACAACCUUGCUGGUUUCCAGCUCAAGAUCGUGCUUCACGCUUUCGCUUUUCCAGCCGCCACCAAGGUCACAUAUUCGACAUGUUCAAUACACGCCGAAGAGAACGAGAACGUCGUCGUCAGAGCUCUGUCUUCGAAAAUUGCCAGAGAACGUGGCUGGAAGAUCAUGAGACGUGAAGAUCAGGUCGAUGGUAUGAAGAGAUGGUCACGCAGAGGUGAUCCCGAGGCUUCAAAGGAAGCGCUACAAGGCAAGGAAAGUCUAGUAGACGCAAAGAUUCUUGCAGACGCCUGCAUUCGAUGCGAGAGGGGUACUGAUGAGGGUACCAUGGGCUUCUUCGUCGCCGGUUUUGUCAGGGAUCCUGAUGCUGAUCCUGAAGAAGUCAUAACGGACGCCGAGACUAUCGAAGCUGCAGACGGAGAAGAAAACAAUGAGGACGAAGAUGAUGAUGAUGAGGAGGAGUGGGGUGGUUUCGACGAUUAG
Molecule: messenger RNA, 1683 nt
Organism: Aureobasidium namibiae CBS 147.97
Lineage: Eukaryota; Fungi; Ascomycota; Dothideomycetes; Dothideales; Saccotheciaceae
Product: S-adenosyl-L-methionine-dependent methyltransferase
Exons: 2
Coding region: 1-1683 (560 amino acids)
Biological process (GO): rRNA base methylation
Cellular component (GO): nucleolus
Molecular function (GO): methyltransferase activity
Source: RefSeq, a predicted model, not a curated record